GUCGUGCCGCUACUUCCGAGGAAAUAGCAUCUAAAAGGAUACCUUGUAAGUUCAGGUGACAAUCGAACCAAUUCUGUCAAGAUGUCAAGACCAAUCCUCAGCAGGCCGCGUACGCGUGUCUACGGUUGCAACUACGAUAAAGGGGAAUCGUAUUAUAAACCGAUGGUUGAUCACCUAGACCGGAAGUACAGCGGACGCCCACUCUUCUCUGAACCCAGAACCUCGGUAGCCGAUGAGAUCGCGGCCAGCCGAAACGACAUCGGCUCGCGUGACCUCUCCGGUCCUCGCCCGAAUCCCCUCGGCCGUAACCUCGACCUCGAGUUAGACCCUCUGAUCCGUGCUCCCCAAUUGCCGCUCUCCUCCAGCGACCCCCUGUUCCCCGAGAGCGAGGAGAUCGUCUACGACAGCCGUGGUCAACGAAGCCGGCGUCAGCUCGCUGAAAAUUUCGUCAACGACGUAACCGCGACCACGAAACACCUAAGAGCGAAACUGGCCACGAUCGGGCUAGAGGAAGAGGUCGACACCGUGUUGGGAAAACCGUCGCGACGACUGCGCCAGGAACAGGAUUUCCUGGAGAACGCGUUGCACUCGAGGCGAGACAUCCAGCAAGAGAUGAAAUCGGCGAUCGAGGACGCGGAAUCGAGCUUCAAACGGCGUUCGAAACUUCUCGAUGACGUCGAUCUGAUGUCCGAGAGCAAACCGGUGCUCAUGAAAUGGUCCAAGCUGACCAACGAGGACGAUUCGCUGGCUAGCGCCGCGGCGACCAGAGCCAAACAGACGAAAGCCCGUUUGAACGAUCUCGAGUCCGAAAUGGAGGAACUGUCCGAGAGGCAAGCGAAAAGAGAACGCAGAGCGGCUGCGCUCAGAGCGAUGAUUAACGAGAGUGCGACUGAGUCUGCGAAUGUCCAAGAACAGUCAUCUUCUAUCCUCAGUAAGAAGGUCUCGAUUCGCGAACGCUCGGAGAAACACGUUGCCUUUUAAACGUUUCCACGAUACCGGACAAAUGUUGUUUCUCGUAUUAUUGAUAGUUUCCACAGGCCGAAUUCCGCGUACAGUUUAUUGGUGAAUGUUGUGUUAGUAACGUGAAUAGGAAGAUACUAUUGAUAAAAUUGUAUAUGUAUUCGUAUAAUAUGAUAAACAUUGAAUUAUACGAAAAUUUUUUGCUGUAGGGCAUCAUGCGUGAAAAAAGGACGACCAUUGAUGCAAUUUCGACUGUGAUUAAAUGUUAGAGUCAAUGAUGAAAUUUAAGCACAAUUUAGUUUUUGUCAAUUAUCAAUAAUAUUGAACAAAUCGACGAACCGGUCUCUUUGUCCGGUACUGUAUCUAGCUUGAACAUUUAUGAUUGAAGAACUAUAAAGACUUAAAGUUUAUUUAAUGACGUUACUGUUUUCGAGAAGAUCGUAUUAUUCUUUUUUAUAAUUGAUCGAUGUACUGUCAGAAGCAAAUAGUUUAACCACGUACGUGACACAGAUGUUUGUAUAAAAUUAUUUCAUGUAGUAAAAAUACAUCAGCAAUACCAUAAAGAAAUACGACUUAAUAUGUUUGUCGCUCAUUUUGAACCCACGUAUAAACGCAGUAUUCGAAUAUAAGAAAGUAUUAUUAAAAGGAGGGCGAAAUAAUUAUGUAAUUACUGG
Messenger RNA from Dufourea novaeangliae, 1634 nucleotides. RefSeq lists its product as uncharacterized. The coding region runs from base 82 to 981 and encodes 299 amino acids. Lineage: Eukaryota; Metazoa; Arthropoda; Insecta; Hymenoptera; Halictidae. The record is from RefSeq and is a predicted model, not a curated record. The transcript is spliced from 3 exons.